Dothidotthia symphoricarpi CBS 119687 is the source of this 1779-nucleotide messenger RNA. RefSeq lists its product as uncharacterized. The coding region runs from base 1 to 1779 and encodes 592 amino acids. The record is from RefSeq and is a predicted model, not a curated record. Gene Ontology annotation, molecular function: borate efflux transmembrane transporter activity; solute:inorganic anion antiporter activity. The transcript has 4 exons. Gene Ontology annotation, cellular component: fungal-type vacuole; plasma membrane. Lineage: Eukaryota; Fungi; Ascomycota; Dothideomycetes; Pleosporales; Dothidotthiaceae. Gene Ontology annotation, biological process: borate transport; transmembrane transport; monoatomic anion transport.
AUGGACGGCCAAGGCCUGAGGCGUGAAGAGACACCAGGGACGAGAAGGACAGGAAAGAAAAGCGCGUGGUGGCAGACCCGCCUGUUAAGCGGCAUGUUGAACGACAUACGAAGGAGGGCGCCAUUCUAUUGGAGUGAUUGGGUGGACGCGUGGGACUAUCGCGUUGUGCCUGCGACAGUGUAUAUGUAUUUUGCGAAUAUCCUUCCAGCACUCGCUUUUUCACUCGACAUGUUUGAAAAAACAAAUAUGAGCUUUGGCGUUAAUGAGGUGUUGUUAGCGAGUGUUUUGGGCUCCGUGGUCUUCUCACUCGCAGCUGCGCAACCGCUAGUCAUUGUUGGAGUCACGGGACCUAUCACCGUGUUCAAUUAUACAGUCUACGACAUCAUCACCCCACGCGGCACGAACUACUUUGCUUUCAUGUGUUGGAUCGGCAUAUGGUCGUUGAUUUUCCAUUGGAUUCUUGCCAUCACAAACUCUUGCAAUGGACUACGAUACGUCACACGGUUUUCGUGUGAUAUCUUCGGCUUCUACGUCGCUUUCAUCUAUCUGCAGAAAGGCAUUCAAGUGCUGACACGACAGUGGGAAGUCAGCGAUGCGUCCGCGUACUUAUCGAUUGUCAUCUCACUGUUAGUUACUGUAGUGGCAUACAUUUGCGGCAUCAUCGGGCAGUCCACGCUUCUCCAGCGUCAUGUCAGAAAGUUUGUCGAGGAUUACGGCACGCCUCUCACGGUUAUCUUCUUCACUGGCUUCAUUCAUAUUGGCAAGAUGGCCGGUAUCGAACUUUCGAAGCUUCCAACGUCGCGAGCGUUUUUUCCUACGACUGACAGGGGAUGGUUUAUUCACUUCUGGGAUAUCAGUGUCGGCGACGUGUUUCUUGCUAUUCCAUUCGCGAUCUUGCUCACCAUCCUGUUUUGGUUCGAUCACAACGUGUCUAGUCUGAUCGCGCAAGGUACGGAGUUCCCGUUGAGGAAGCCGGCGGGCUUCCAUUGGGACAUCUUCCUCCUCGGCCUCACUACAGGCGUAGCAGGCCUUCUCGGCAUCCCGUUCCCUAACGGCCUGAUACCUCAAGCACCAUUCCACACCACAUCCCUCUGCGUUGUCCGCACAAUUUCCGACUCUGACGAUGAAGCGAACAAAGGUCACACAAGCCGUGUCGUAGACCACGUAGUCGAACAGCGCGUCUCGAAUCUAGCGCAAGGCCUUUUAACCCUCGGAACCAUGAGCGGCCCUUUGCUCAUCGUUCUCAACCUCAUCCCUCAAGCUGUCCUCGCAGGCCUCUUCUUCGUAAUGGGCAUUCAAGCCCUCGAAGCGAACGGCAUCACCCUCAAACUCCUUUUCUUACUCAAAGACAAACAUCUCACACCCCAGUCUGACCCGUUGAUGCGUCUGGAACGUCGCUGGGUGCUUUGGGCUUUCGUGGGCCUUGAACUAAUCGGCUUUGGGGCGACUUUUGCCAUUACGCAGACAAUUGCUGCGAUUGGGUUUCCUGUAUUUAUCUUCUUGUACAUUCCAUUGCGAACAUUUCUCAUGCCGAGAAUAUUCACACAGCAUGAAUUGGGGAUCCUUGAUGCGCCAACGGCGAGUCCAUUCACGAUGGAGAGUGUUGGGGGCAACCAUGGCCAAGACGUGGGGAGUGGUGAUGAUGUAUUGGAGGAUAGCGAUGAAGCUGAGAGGGGCGAAAGGCCGAUCGCUGAGGAGAGAUUGCGGGGUGUGGAAGGGACUAGGGCUAGCGUGAGGAAUUCCGAGGUUGUUGAGAUGGAUGAUAUUACAAAGGAGUAG